Messenger RNA from Chaetomium globosum CBS 148.51, 1848 nucleotides. RefSeq lists its product as uncharacterized. The transcript has a single exon. The coding region runs from base 1 to 1848 and encodes 615 amino acids. The record is from RefSeq and is a predicted model, not a curated record. NCBI's taxonomy places the organism in Eukaryota, Fungi, Ascomycota, Sordariomycetes, Sordariales, Chaetomiaceae.
AUGGACGGUUUCAAACCUGUUAGUGACGCUGCAACCGAGGCCUCAACAUCCAGAGAGCAACACCUGCACUCACCGCCCACUCUGUUGGGCCUCCCUACCCACAUCCGACGACACAUCUACUUCCAUGUCGGCCUCGCGAGAUGGGAAGGUUUCCCGUUAGACUUUGACUUCCACCAACCGCAGAUGUGGCCGUGCAGGUUCCAUGGUUUGCUACUUUCUUGUCGGAUGUUACACGACGAAGCCGCUGCGUUGCUAUAUUCCUCCAACCAUUUCGUCCUCGACUAUUCCCAGUCGGCAUCUUUCGCCCCUCUGCACGCUCUGACAGCGCCGUCCCUAGCGUCCCUGGCGAGUCUCAGAAUCAUCCUCAACCAGUCGUCGUGCCACGAAUCCGAGAGUGUCGGGCUCGGGAACUGUUGCCGCCACGGGAACAAGGACGAGCCCUGGCCAAGGACCGGCGCCUUCUUUUGCGCCGAAGGCCACGCCGACAAGCACAGCCCUCCGCUGCUCAGCUUGUCCAGGCACAGUUUGUCCCCCGACGAGGAGGAUUGUAAAGUGGCAGCAGCCCAGGCUAUGUUAAGUGAAUGGCACUCGGCCGCGGUUUACAUGUCAUCACUCCUUUCUUCUGGCAACCUCGAGUUUUCUUUAAUCUGCGACAUCGACCCUCGGCACCCUCAAGCAGUGGAGUUGGCUGCCCAGGCGGUUGCGCCACUAAGCGUCCUACCGUUACUGAAAGACUGUCACGUCCGGCUGUGCGAUUCACCAGAUCCUCGGCUCCAGCAGGUGGCAUCUGACACCGUGAUGCAAGCGCGCCGUGUCAGCACUCCAUACUCAAAACAACCCCCAGCAGCGACGACCCUUUUACCCCUCCCCCGCGAACUUCGUCUCCACAUUCUGGAGUAUACCGACCUCAUCACACCGUGGACGGAAGUCAUGCGGAGCAGAUGCCACAGGGGGUACAGUAUCCUCCACAUUCCAUGCCAGCGUGUAGACUAUCUCGAUUGCCCCCCAGAGGUCCACCACGGUUGCCAAUUCACCCGAUGCUGGGAGAACCCGGAUAUCGAGCCCCGAAUCGGCUGUUUCUGCCGCCUCCGUCACGCGGCCUCUUCCUCGAGGUGCCUGUGUUGGUCGCCGCCCAGCAGCCUAUUCCUUGUUUGCCGCACCCUACGCCAGGACGCCGAGUUAGUCUUUUUCUCCGGCAACCGCUUCAUCGUGCACGACGUCGACUCGGGCUCGCCGGCUCGGAUCACGGCGCCGUCGGCCCCGGCUGUCGCGGCAACCCGCUGCUACCCGUUUGAACGCUUCGCUGCCUCCCAGUUCCUGAGGGAGGUCGUCCCGACUCAUUGCCUCGCCCACCUCCGGGUUUUGGAGUUCGUCUUCCCCCCUUACCCCCACGACCACUGGCCGCAGCUGGAGGAUCCCGCCAUGCAGGAGUGGUGCUCGACGGUGACCUGGCUCCGGGACAAGAUCAACGCCCGCGGGCUCACCGUCUGGUUCAUGGCGGCAGACGUGGACAACUGGGAGCCGACGCCGGAGCGCGAGCAGAUGACGCGUGAACAGGGAGUGGUGAUCCUAGACUCGUAUAUAUGUAUCGUGCGCCCGUUGCAAUGCUGGGCGGCCGGUGAGGAUGGCCUCGCUGGGUUUCGUGUCCGACUGGCCGAUCCCUGGGGGUGGACGGAGAGGAGGAUUCGUCAACUUCGCAAGCCGGAGGUGGCAGAGAAGCACGAGGCUACCGAACGAGAAUUGAAAGCCUACGUAGAGGGCUCCGUGAUGGGCGAGCGUUAUCGCGCGGAUGGCACAAAAGACCCGCCUCCGAGCCUUUGGCCACAAGCAUUCAACGGACGUCUUUGA